CAAUUUUCAAUCCACAACAAAAGCACCGUCGCUAUUGAACAACAAAGCUCAGCGUCUCUGCUGCACUAUAAAUUAUCCGAUUUAAAAUAUUUUAAAUGAUUUAGUGUCGUUUACUGCUCGCCUCCCACACGUACGCCUCGCAAAAUGACGCACAACAACAGUUGCGUGCUUUGUUUAGCGACCGACUCACGAUGGGUUAUGGAAGUGUUUAGUGAGGCAAACAGGACGCUCGAUAUGGCAUUCAUCAUAUCAAAACAUUUGUGGUUCGAUCUUAAACCGGCAGCUAACCCGCGGGUGUGUAACGGAUGCUGGACAAGUGUACACGAUUUUCAUCUUUUCUACACUAAGCUGGAAAGCAUUCACAGCGAAGAUGCUGAGGAAGAGAACACUAUCGAACAAGAGAGUGAAAACAUUGACGAACCGGAGACAACAAUCGAGGCAAAGCCGGAGAUAAGUGAGCUCAGCAUAGCGAGAAGACCGUCUGGCAGAAUUACGAGCGUUCCAGUCAGAUUUCAACCCGAUGCUGAGACAGCAGCCAAGGACGAAAAGAAACAUUUUGUCGAGGUGAAUGAUUACAUCAGCAACGAUGACGAGUUUGAUGACUAUCAGCAUUCGGAGGACAAUUUGCUCGAGGAUGAUAGCCUCGAGACCGAACAUAUCGAUGAUUCGCCAGCGAUAACGCAAACGAAACCCGAAACGAAUGAUAGUGCUCCCGGUCCUGAAGAACAGCCAGCAAAGCGUCGUAGAGGCCGUCCACCCAAAGUGAAGCUGGAGCAAACAACAGACACGCCGAAAGAAAAGUCUCCCCCAGUUGCAGUAGAACCGACGAAGCGACCCCGAGGCCGUCCACCGAAACAGAAGCCGAGCGUACAGAGUAUGGAACAGAACGAUAAUCAGGUGAUCGAUACAAGUCCGCCGGCACAAACAACAUCCACCACCGACACGGUACCUGUUAAGCGUGGCAGAGGACGACCACCGAAAAGAUCGUUAGAGGGUACGAUAAAGAUUGAAACUGUUGAUGGAAAUCAGUCGGAGACGGGGCUGGUGGUGGAAAAAGCUAAACGGAAAACGGUACGCGCACGGAAGCCAACGUACGAGAGUGAAAGCGAUCAAGAUUAUUCGGAUUGUGACGAGUCGUUCGGUCGAAAGAAAUCCGGCAAGCAACGCACGAAGAAUGAUCGCGAUGAGCGUAUAUUCAAGUACGUGCAAGAGUUUUGCUGCCACUACUGCGUGGAGCAUGUGUCCUUCAAGCGCUUCAUCGAUGCCGACCGGCAUUACAAGCUGGUGCACAAUGAGCCGGGCUUUUUGAAGUGUACCAAGUGCGAGAAGAAAUGCUACACACCCGGCAUGUUUGUGAGCCACAUGGAGACGCACGAAAAUCCGGAAAAGAAUAAAUGUGAAGUUUGUGGAAAAAUUACAGACUGCAAUAUCUCGCUCAAGAAGCAUAUGCGCGUACAUCUCGGACAGCUGGAGCAGGACUUACCGUUCCCGUGCAGUCGUUGUAAGCGAAAGUUUGCUACGGAGGAGCAGCGAAACAAGCACGAAAAGCUGCACGUUCCAAAGCCUCUCGUCAAGCGCGACAAGGGCCCGGAUCUGGAGCUGCUGGCGUUCUACAAACGCAUCUACUGUGAUGUGUGCGAAGAGCAGGAACCCGACUCAACCUCGUUCGAGAACUUCUGGGAUUUGCGGGUGCACAUGGAGCAGGAGCACAACAAGGGUGCGUACCUGAAGUGCCCGCUGUGUGGCAAAAGAAAUCUCUACCGGCAGCAUCUGAUCACGCACAUCGAUCUGCAUAACAAUCCGGAGAAGUAUCGGUGCGAAGUGUGUAAGGAGAUUUAUCAAAACCUGGACUCGCACAUGAUUAAAGCGCAUACGCCGACCACGGCCAUUCCGGCGGACAAAAAGUACAAGUGUGAGCAGUGUGGCAGGAUGUUUAACUUCUUGGCAAAUUUGAAAAUGCACGUUGACUGUGUGCACGGUUCGAAGGACGUCCGCUGCAACGUUUGUGACAAAUACUUCAAUCUUAAAGCAUUCCGAGUGCACAAGCGAACAGCCCACACGGACCAGAUGCUCAUGUGCGAACACUGUCCCAAGAUGUUCAAAACGCGCGGUGCGCUGGAAGUACACAAAGCCAUUCACGACGACAGUCUGAUACAGUUUACGACCUGCGAGUACUGCAACAAGCAAAUCCGAUUAACAAACGUCAAGAAGCACAUGAUUUCGCAACACUCCCAGGAUGGACCGGUCAGCUGUGAGCUGUGCGGCAAAACGUUCCGCACGAUGUUCCACAUGAAGCGGCACCAGAAAAACACGUGCGAGGCAACGAUAGACUCCCGGAAGCACAAAUGCGAAGUGUGUGGCAAAGGGUUCUGUUUGAAGCUGACGAUGAUCGAGCACAUGACGACGCACACGCGCACCAACAAGUAUCAGUGCGCGUUUUGCUUAAAAUCGUUUGGCUACAUCUCGAACCUGUACAAGCACCGGAAGAAGGCACAUCCACUCGAAUGGCAGGAGAUACAGGCGCGGCCCGAGGAUAACAUAGCAUCGGUUAUCGUUGUACGAAACUAACGUACUUUCGAACCCAUUUGUACGUAGCGAUAGGGUGUUGAAGGGCAACGAAUGCAUGGGGAUAAAGUUUAAUGCAAAAAACAAUUCCAGCAUAGUUUGCGUAAUCAAACAAGUAGCUCAUUUUCUUGAUUGAUUCAACGUUGGCUACGUGUAACUUGAAUUACCCACAAAUCGGACUGUUUCAAGUAGCUUUUAUUGUGUAAAGUAACGAAUAAUUGUUUAAAUAUAAAGUAAUAGUAUUACUAGUAGCAGUACCCAACAUCCAA
Messenger RNA from Anopheles stephensi (Asian malaria mosquito), 2834 nucleotides. Its product is annotated as zinc finger protein 17-like. Lineage: Eukaryota; Metazoa; Arthropoda; Insecta; Diptera; Culicidae. Gene Ontology annotation, molecular function: DNA binding; zinc ion binding. Gene Ontology annotation, cellular component: nucleus. The transcript is spliced from 5 exons. The coding region runs from base 145 to 2568 and encodes 807 amino acids. The record is from RefSeq and is a predicted model, not a curated record.